CAGAGCACAGUCGUACUGUUCACUGUCAAACACGGCUGUGUUGAGCUGAGAAGACUUCACGCUGCAGUUGCCUCUGAGCAAACAUUAUUUUUGUCAACUGAAACACGGAGAUUAGAAGAUUUUGGAGGUUUUACGCACAGCACCAGGGCUGCUGGUAACUUGUGUUUACUUUGACAGAAAAUCUCGACCACCUGGGCUGUUUUGUGGCGGACUUGUUGUCAACAUAAUGUGGGGGAUGCAGAGGACGCGGUAUGCAGACAGCAAAGGUUCUGAAGCCAGUGAAGAGACAGAGAUUGUUGUCAACAUCGGCGGGGUGAAACAGGUGUUGUAUGGGGACGUGUUGAAUCGCUACCCAGACACGCGGCUGGCAGAACUGGUGGACUGUUCACUUAAGUCUUCAGAAGAAAUAUCAUCACUAUGUGACGACUACGACCCGGACACAGGAGAAUUUUAUUUUGACAGAGACCCCAAGGCAUUUAAGUGUAUAAUUGAGCUGUAUUAUUAUGGAGAGAUUCACAUAAAACGAGGCAUCUGUCCAAUUUGUUUUAUGAAGGAAAUGGAGUUCUGGAAGAUCGACUCUGAUUUUCUGGACGACUGUUGUAAAUGCCACCUGAAUGAGGUAGAGGAUGAACUUGCAGAGAUCGCAGAGAAAGUGAGAACUAUCCUGGUGGACCGAGAAGGAGAUCCGUCUGCAGCAGGCUGGCAGCGCAUCCAGAUGUGCCUCUGGAGGAUGAUGGAGAAGCCGGAGUCCUCGCUGCCUGCGCACAUAAUCGCGAUAGUUUCUUUUAUCUUCAUCCUCGUCUCAUCCGUGGUGAUGUGUGUCGGGACCCUCCCCGACCUGCAGGUGGAGGACUCGGAGGGUAACCUCACGGAGAACCCAACUCUGGAGGUAAUCGAGACGGUGUGCAUCGGCUGGUUCACUAUUGAAUAUAUCCUGCGCCUGAUCUCGUCUCCAAACAAAAUUAAAUUUGCCCUGGGUUUCAUGAACAUCAUCGACUUCAUGGCGAUCAUGCCCUUCUUCGUGGUGCUGAUUCUGACCUCCUUCGGCACAGGAGUGAUGGAGCUGGCUAACGUGCAGCAGGCGGUGCAGGCUUUACGCAUAAUGCGCAUUGCGCGCAUUUUCAAGCUGGCACGACAUUCCUCUGGACUCCAGACUCUCACAUCUGCCCUGAAAAGCAGCUUCAAAGAGCUGGGUCUGCUCCUCAUGUAUAUGGGCGUGGGGGUCUUCCUUUUCUCCGCAUUGGGCUACACCAUGGAGCAGAACCACCCGGAGACGUUGUUCACCAGCAUCCCACAGUCCUUCUGGUGGGCUGUGAUCACCAUGACCACGGUUGGCUAUGGAGACGUCUACCCUAAGACGACUUUAGGUCGGUGUAACGCGGCCAUCAGCUUUCUGUGCGGGGUGAUCGCCAUAGCGCUGCCUAUACACCCCAUCAUCAACAAUUUUGUCUUGUUCUACAACAAGCAACAGGUGCUGGAGACCGCUGCCAAGCAUGAGAUUGAACUGAUGGCACUGCGCUCCGACGAGGGCGAGUUGGAGGCAGCAUCCGGCACCCAUAAACACGUUUGCGGCGCAGAGAUGUGGGACAACGCCAUGUGCUCCUGUCACAGCGACACACACAUCCCCUUACUGAAGGAUCCCAGGGGAUGGGCGGGGAUCCAGACCCCCAGCAUGGACACAAGCUUUGAAAGCACUGCCGAGGCCACUGAAUAUUUCAUCUCAUAAACACUGAAGACGCUGCUUCAUCUGCAAAGACUCUGCAGAAAACAAAACAUCUAAUACAUGCAUUCAUUUGUGACUUAUUCAAACUUAACCUGCACAAUUCAGGGUUAAUGAUACCAUGAACACUAGAGACAUGAUUGUAAAUAGCCUCGUAUAGGGCCGCAGUAGUGCUCUUGAAGUAUCGUUAAUGCAUUUGAGGAAUCACUUCUAUUAAAGGAACAUAAGUGUGAAAUAUUGACUUGAUGAGCUGUGCCUUUGCGCAGUGACUCCCUGAGGCUGGGGGUUUCUAUUUGAACAGCUAGUAGACACCAAUUCCCCCAUGUAGGCUUCUUAUAUAACAACCCCCAUCCCCAAUCCUCACACUCAUACUGUAGACUGCACUGUAGCCUAUUCCUCUGUACAGAUAUAUACAGUAUACAUCACAAUGAAUGUGUUUUUUUUAAUAAUAAAGAUUGUCAGCUCCACCAGGAGAAAAGAGACAUGUAGUCAUCCCAUGAUAUAAUUAUGAAGUGUGUACAGACAUGGCAACACAACUAAAGGAAAACAUGUUGGUAUUUAAUAGUGAUAGAGACUUAUAAUGACAUACAUUGCAAAUGAGGUCACAAUGAAGACACACUAACGGUAGGGAAUAAAAAAGCGACAUAUCAGGGCAGUCUGCUGGUGAUAUGCAGUGUCAUUUCUGCGACUGUACAUUGCAUUACUGUGAGGUAAUAUAUCAGAUUCAAAACCCAUCUGCUGUGCAGGAAUUAUAAAGCAGUGACUGUGUCAAGCUGCAGCUUCAGAUCAGAUAAUGUAAUAAACACCGGGACAUCAGGAGCUUCCUCGGCUUGCAGGACAUGAACAUGUCACCGCAGCCGUCACCUCCACGGAGGUCCAGUGGAAUAACUUCACCACCAAGUUGUGGGCGAGGGGAAGGAGAAACAGGCUGGAGGUUAAAGAAAAAGUUAUUUACAUGGUUCAAUUAUUAAACUUCAACAAUAGAGUGCAGGUGAGCUACCCUUCAACUCUGAGUUUCCCCCAUGCACUAUCAGGCUAGCAGGUUAUCAACAUAAGUAGAAGGUGUACGGGUAUCACAUGGCGACAGUGUCUUACUGCGUUAUGGCUCUUAGUUUGAUGAAACUGGAAAGGAUAAUGUGUAUUCACACUGUGUCCCAUGUUUUAAAAAUGCACUCUAAAUUGUCUUAAUGGGCACUAUUAAAGUUUCACAGUUUGAAAGGUCUCAUCUCUUACGCAAUUAGUCUGAGUGACAGGAAACUCUUUGCACGGAUAGAACAAUUCUUAUAAACUACAUUAGUAGGCACAGUAGGGCAGCUAUAAUUACAAUUUGACAUAUUUAAUUCAAAUGUCAUGUUUUAUAUGUCGGUGGUUUGAUUCUGUUGUAACCUGGACGGAUGAUUUAUGUCAAGACUGUAUUUCUUUACCCAAUCUUUUUUGGAGAAAUUGUAUGAAAUGAGCAUGCCUUGAAUGUAAAUACAUGCCUUGUGCAUGCGGUUCUUCCUACCAAAAAUGGGGCCUAUGAAGAAGAAUGAGAGCAUUAGCGGCCGGUAGCCUGGGAAGUGGAAUGGUGCAGUAAAAGAAAGUUUGGGUGGUUGAUGAGUGAAUAUAUGUGACCUCAACUCUUAUGUUGGUCAACUUUCAGCUGGCAUGUAUGUUAAAUAUUCACAUUUAACCAAAAUCUUCCUUUAGAUUGAAUCUUUCCCCUCACCUUAAACAAAGUGUACAGCAGGGGUUCUCCACCUUUUUUGUUUUACCUGAUGUUCCUCCACAGCCCAAAUGACCUCAACUUCAGCAACCCCACUCAUCAUACUUGAUUUUGAUUUCAAACUGGUUGUUGUUUAACAGUAUUGAUUUUAUGAACGUGGAUAUUGUUACAAAUUAUAAUAUUAUUUCGGUUUUGGUUUUGGUCAGUCUGGUCAAGUUUGCAUUCGUAGGCCUACUUUUAGCUAAUUAUUUCUGUUAAUUUUUAGCUAACUAUUUGUUUUUUCGUUACCUUCAGCUAACUUUUUAAAACGUUAAUCUAUUUUUUGCUAUAACUAUUGUGACUUCUUGCUUGCAACAGUUUUCAGGUAUUAAUAUGCAACCCCUGUUUGGGAAUCCCUGCUGUAAAGUAAAGUUAACUGUAACCUUCACAGGAACCUCAGAAAAAUACUUUUUCAAAAUAUUCUGUGUAGCGAAUGAAUCUUCACAAUAUUUCAUGCUGGACUUGAAAAGAUGUUGGUUUAGGUAUGUUAAAAAAAAAACAUCAGCUGUUUGGAUUAAAUGAGUA
Messenger RNA from Cottoperca gobio, 3989 nucleotides. Its product is annotated as potassium voltage-gated channel subfamily F member 1-like. NCBI's taxonomy places the organism in Eukaryota, Metazoa, Chordata, Actinopteri, Perciformes, Bovichtidae. Gene Ontology annotation, cellular component: membrane; voltage-gated potassium channel complex. The record is from RefSeq and is a predicted model, not a curated record. Gene Ontology annotation, biological process: potassium ion transmembrane transport; action potential; protein homooligomerization. Gene Ontology annotation, molecular function: protein binding; voltage-gated potassium channel activity. Bases 227 to 1726 code for a protein of 499 amino acids. The transcript has a single exon.